UGUUAUCAUUUUUAAUUUUGUCCUUCAAAAAGAAAAGCAAACAAGUUCAGCUGACGGGUUUAUUAUUCAAAAGGCUGAUUUUACGGUGUUCUGCCUUUUAGAGAAUUCAGGCCAUCCCUGUUCGAAUUUAAAUGUCAGCAUUUUGUCACUGCAUAUGUCAUUGCACAGAGCCAUAACGGGGUAAAAAAGCUCUCUGCAUCAGCAAGGCAGCUCUGAGAAUGCCAGGAAUGGCCCCGCGGGAUCCCAGGCCAUGGGAAAGGGCCGAUCCAAAGCUUGUGUUUCCUUGCAGCAGGAAGCGCCCUGGCAUAGCAUGAGCGCCCCUGGCACCGCGGGCCAUGCCCUUCUCCAACAGCUCUGACCUCAGCCCGUCCUUCCUGCUGGCCAGCAUCCCGGGGCUGGAGGCGGCGCAGGGCUGGGUGGCCAUCCCGCUGUGCUCGGCCUACGUGCUGGCCCUGCUGGGCAACUGCGCCGUGCUGCUGGUGGUGCGCGCGGAGCCCAGCCUGCACGCGCCCAUGUACCUCUUCCUCUGCAUGCUGGCCGCCAUCGACCUGGCCCUGGCCACGGCCACCGUGCCGCGCAUCCUCUGCUUCUACUGGUUCGGCAGCCGGGAAAUCAGCUUCGGCGCCUGCCUGCUCCAGAUGUUCCUCAUCCACGCGCUCUCGGCCGUCGAGUCCGCCGUGCUGCUGGCCAUGGCCGUGGACCGCUACGUGGCCAUCUGCCACCCGCUGCGCCACGCCGCCAUCCUCACCAGCGGCGCCACGGCCAAGGUGGGGCUGCUGGCCAUGGCCAGGGGAGUGCUCUUCUUCCUGCCUCUGCCCCUGCUGCUGCUGCCCCUGCCCUUCUGCGGCUCCCGGCUGCUGUCCCACUCCUUCUGCCUGCACCAGGACGUGAUGAACCUGGCCUGCGCCAACACCACCCCCAGCGUGGUGUACGGGCUCACCGCCAUCCUGCUGGUCAUGGGGCUGGACGCCGUCCUCAUCUGCCUCUCCUACCUCCUCAUCCUCAAGGCCGUGCUGCGCCUGGCGGCCUGGAGGGAGCGGCUCAAGGUGUUCAGCACCUGCAUCGCCCACAUCUGCGUGGUGCUGGCCUUCUACGUGCCCCUCAUCGGGCUGUCCGUGGUGCACAGGUUCGGGAAGAACCUGGCUCCGCUGGUCCACAUCAUCAUGGGCAACAUCUACAUCCUGGUGCCCGCUGUGCUCAACCCCAUCAUCUACGGGGUGAGGACCAAGCAGAUCCAGAGGAGGAUCCUGAGUUUGAUUCAUGUCACUGACAGAACUCCCCGAUGACCUGAGCUCGGCCUCUGUCCUGUGUCCUCACUCUGGCUCAUCUUAUUUUACACUCAGAGUCUUUGGUGCUGGGCUGUCCUCUCCGUGUGCUCCGAGGUGCUGCCACCAGGCAAGAGCUGAUUGUAAACUCCGUCCCAGAGUGUUUGCCCUCACCAAACUCGAAAUGGCUGCAAUGAUCUGAAUCCAAGCCCGUCGUGGCAGGUUCCACAAGAAGGGAAAAGUGACUCAGCAAACUUACACAGAAAUCCCAACACUGCCCCUCUUGGUUCCUGUCUCACCUCUAACAGUGCAAAUGCUGGAUGACAGCAGAGCAAAGGCUGGAUGGUUUGGGAUGAUUUAGUUAAUUCAUUGUUUUCACGUGUUUUCACAUGUUUUCACAGUCGCAUUCCAAAAGUUUUGCCAGAAAAUUUGCAUGUAGCAUCAUUCUCUAAGUAAAAUAAUGACAGGACACCUGUCCAAAGUGACAUUACAGAUGAAGAAAUGCAUUUCAGGUAAAGGACAUCCACCUCUGUGGUCUUGUUCUGACCUGUUGUGUGCUCUGUCAAGACCCUUCAACCUCCCAUAGCAGGUGCUGUGGAAGAACUUCAGAUUCAGAGUUACUAGUAGCAGUUGUAAAAAUAAUUUAAAUUAAUAAUUGCAUUCAAUAAAUUAAAACAUCACAAGAGAAAAAAAAUAAGCAAGUUAUAAAUGUUAGUGGUGAUGCCAAGCUGAAGGAAGUCUCAUUUCCAAGCCAAAGGUGUUCCACACUGGUAAUUCCUAAAAACUCCUGUCGCUGGCACCAGUGAACAGGGACUGGCACCAUCCUCUGGCACACCUUGGGGAGAUCUGGAUGGACGGAUGGGAGCCCCUCUCAGUGUUCUCGUUGUCAUGAGUUGUGCUUUCACUAUGAAUUGUGGUUUCACAUGGAUUGUGGUUUCACUCGAGGUGAAGGCAGGGAUGUGUUUGCAGUUUCCCCUGCAGCAGAACCCAAGAUGUCUCCGGGAGGGUGCUGGGGCUGAGCUCUAGUUUGGGCACGAUGGGUUUUUGGGUUUUGCUGCACAAGGGGUGGCACAAGGCCCUGCCCAGGAAUUUCUCAGGCAGUGUUGCCUGGAUCUGCACUCUCAGGUGCUCUCAAACCCCAGUGUCUCCAUUAGUAUCACACAAUCCCAAAUCCCUGAGGCUGGCAAAGCCCUCCCAGCCCACGGAGUCCCAGCUGUGCCCCACGGCC
Messenger RNA from Cinclus cinclus, 2493 nucleotides. Its product is annotated as olfactory receptor 51E2-like. The record is from RefSeq and is a predicted model, not a curated record. The coding region runs from base 336 to 1286 and encodes 316 amino acids. Gene Ontology annotation, biological process: G protein-coupled receptor signaling pathway. NCBI's taxonomy places the organism in Eukaryota, Metazoa, Chordata, Aves, Passeriformes, Cinclidae. Gene Ontology annotation, molecular function: olfactory receptor activity; G protein-coupled receptor activity. Gene Ontology annotation, cellular component: membrane. The transcript has a single exon.